UGUACCCAGGACAGGCCAGUGCAAGUGACAAAGGUAAGAAAGGAAAAGCGCGCGCAGCAGAGAUGCUGCUAAGUCGCAGCACCUUAGUUAACUUGGAGGUCUGUGGCCGGACUUUUUCCAAACACCUCAGCACUUGCAAUCCGAACCAUAGAAGCGGCGCCAAAUCCGUAUGUAGCAUAGUUUUCAAUUCUCUUCCUCAAUUUACUGCCCUAACCUCCCGUCAGAAAGACCAAAUUCAUCAGUACGUUGACGCUCUUCUUCAAUGGAACAAGCGGAUGAAUCUUACUGCAGUUAAGGAGGUCCAUGAAGUAAUGGAACGUCAUGUUGAGGAUUCCCUUGCGAUUUUACCGCCUUUGAGGGAUUGCUAUCGAUCUCGCUACGGUAAUUCAUAUGAUAAGCUCAAAUUGGUCGACGUUGGAACUGGCGCUGGCCUUCCUGGAAUAAUUUUGGCCAUAGCUUGCCCGGAAUGGGACGUAACGCUUCUGGAGUCUAUGAACAAGCGAUGCGUUUUCUUGGAGCAUGCUGUCGGUGUUACUGGCUUGUCAAACGUUCAAAUUGUAAGAGGAAGAGCAGAGAAUUUAGGUCAGAAUCUUUGCUUGAGAGAGCAAUUUGACAUAGCAGUAGCAAGGGCUGUUGCGGAGAUGAGAAUAUUGGCCGAGUAUUGUCUUCCCUUGGUCCGUGUUGGUGGAUUGUUUCUAGCCGCCAAAGGUUAUCAUCCCGAGGAGGAACUUAGGAAAGCUGAAGGCGCAAUCCAAAAGAUGGGUGCAUCUCUAUUGCAAGUAUACUCAGUGGAAUCGCAGAGCCCACAUGGUCAGCGAACUGCUGUUGUUUGUUAAAAGAUCGUCCCACCCCAAAGAAAUAUCCCCGUGAUCCUGGUACACCAGCGAAAGAACCACUGUAACUAACUUCAGUUGACAUUCUGUUGGUAUUAUGUUGUUAUUCCCUUCAUUCAUUUUACUUUUCCUGAAACAUCGUGAACCUGAGAGUGGCCUCUUGUCUGUAACAAGUUCAACCUGAUUGCGAGAUUUUCUGCUCCGGUGAAGCAAAUUUGUAUUUAUUUGUAUGAUGUAAAUUUACCCAUGUCUAUUCCCUUGUCAAAACAGGGGCAAAAAGAAAAAGAAGAAAAACCUAUUAUGGUUUUCUAUUGGAUUAAUGAUAAUGAUAAUGACUAGGAUACGAGCCAUCAGCAACUCGCCUCAAUCAUUUUUUGAAGGAUGGUGGUGUUAGCUUUGUAUGUAAUGAUUUUAGAUUUGAAUUAUGGUUGGAAUUAAAAGAA
Messenger RNA from Neltuma alba, 1276 nucleotides. RefSeq names its product ribosomal RNA small subunit methyltransferase G. Bases 63 to 836 code for a protein of 257 amino acids. The transcript is spliced from 7 exons. Gene Ontology annotation, biological process: rRNA processing. Lineage: Eukaryota; Viridiplantae; Streptophyta; Magnoliopsida; Fabales; Fabaceae. The record is from RefSeq and is a predicted model, not a curated record. Gene Ontology annotation, cellular component: cytosol; cytoplasm. Gene Ontology annotation, molecular function: rRNA (guanine-N7-)-methyltransferase activity.